AUGCUAUAAACUCCUUUGAGGGAGAGAAGAUGCUUAUUUGAUUACUUACUUCAAAGAAGAAGUGUAAGCACAAAAUAGAAAUCGAAGCGUCUUAAUGGAAUCCAUCUUGAAGGAAUUAGAGCCACCUUAGAUUCAAGAAUUCAAAAAUCCAAACAAAAUAAGCUUCAAAUUAAAACAGAAUAUAUGGAUUAUUUUAUUUUCGAAACAAAUGAAACAACAAUAAUUCCUCAAACUAAAACAAUUUCGUAAAAAUAGCCUGCUAUAUAUAAUUUACAAUUCACAAUGAAUAAAAACUUAGCUUAAUAAUCGAGAAUCAAUAGAAAACCCUGCAAUUCAUUUAAUACACUUUAGGUUUAUUCAAAAUCUCUAGAUAAAUAAGAAGGCAGAUAAUUCAAAUGA
Molecule: messenger RNA, 399 nt
Organism: Paramecium octaurelia
Lineage: Eukaryota; Ciliophora; Oligohymenophorea; Peniculida; Parameciidae
Source: the annotation of a GenBank genome assembly